Messenger RNA from Trichoderma citrinoviride, 624 nucleotides. RefSeq lists its product as hypothetical. The transcript is spliced from 2 exons. The coding region runs from base 1 to 624 and encodes 207 amino acids. The record is from RefSeq and is a predicted model, not a curated record. Lineage: Eukaryota; Fungi; Ascomycota; Sordariomycetes; Hypocreales; Hypocreaceae.
AUGGGUAUGGGUUUGGGUCGUUCACGGUCACCUUCUCAGCCUAAGAAACAGACGUACAAUAACUUCGGCACACGUGCUUUCAACGCAAGCAUGGAUUCAGACUCCGGUGCCUGCCACAUGGCUUCGCAGUUCCUCCAGAUAUUCAAGGAAUCAGGCCUUCAAAGGCAGCUGGAGGACGGCUGGGGGCAGAGCUAUACAGGUGGCAGUGCUCCAGGCUCUGCAUCAGCACACAGUGAAGAUGUCAACCAAGGCUGUCAGUUUAACCCAAAGUCUUUGAGAAGUUCCAAAACGCCUUCCCCGCCAAGUUCCCGGAAGCAUCGGGAGGAGGGGGAUCCUAGGAGCCGCAAGUCCAAGAGAUCCAGGAACAGCGAUGUCAAGGAGGAAAACGAAGAGGAAGACGACAUAGAGGUAAUCCCGGUCGUUCAGCAAGGAUCAGGCAGGCCGUACUCCCCGGUCCAUGAUUGUCAACCGACAAAACCUAGAGAGGAUCGUGCCACCUCCGGUUAUCAGCUGAACAGGGACAGUUAUGGAGGCCGCGAGUACCUGAGCGAUCUGGAUACGGAGUUGGACGCUCUCAGGAAGCACCUGCUCCAGCGUGCCAACCCUCCCAGGUCGUAUCCUUAG